Molecule: messenger RNA, 1306 nt
Organism: Sclerotinia trifoliorum
Lineage: Eukaryota; Fungi; Ascomycota; Leotiomycetes; Helotiales; Sclerotiniaceae
Source: the annotation of a GenBank genome assembly
UGUGGAAGCUCCAAGUAGUAUCCAACGACAAAACAAAGAGCAUCGAAUGCGUCUAGGGUAGAAUUUCACAUAACAAAGAAUAGAGAACCUCGACUCAAUUCUUCAACCUUUUCUAACCUUCUCGAGGGCUUCCAUCGUUCCUCAAUCCACAACAACUGCCGCGAAAUAUUACCAAAAAUGCCACGCCAGGGUCAGAAGAAAGGAGAUCGGGACGGUGCGUACAAGCCCGGCAAGGACGAAGAAGAUGUCGCCGAUAUGGACAUCGAUGAAGUAAAACCCACCAAAGCAACAAUAAAACCAGCCAAAGUUACAAAGCCCUUCCAAAAAGGAGUUUCUAAACAAACCCAGAAAGGAUCACCGAAAAGCACGCCCAAAGAAACUCCGACAGGGACACCCCGCUCAACCCCCAAACCACCCGCAGCAGGCGCCUACAAGAAGCCAUCUCCACCACCCAACACUAGCACUGCCGCCCCCUCUUCAACCACCAUCAAAACACCUUCCCCCUCAGACCCGUAUUUUUGCUGCCACCAACCACUCCCCCUUCCGUCUAGUUUUCCUCCUGCUCUCGAAAACUUCUACAGUUUCCUCGUGAAAUCCCUAACCACCAAAUUUCACCCUCCACCUCUCGAAUUCAUCCCCCCCUCCACAACCUACUAUCGUUUUUCCCACCUGAGCUUAACAACAUGUACAGAAGUGCAUCGGUAUUUCCUGAGUCUCGAUCCGCGUAACGAGACAGAAGGGCUGUACGUGGAAGGCAGCGAGGAAAAUGUAUUGGGGAAAGCGGGGGCCUUGGAUGAAGAUGGCAAUUUGAAUCGCAAACAAGAUGUUAUGAUUUUGAGUCGUAAUGCGAGAUGUGAGGACCAUAUGAAAGAGGGGUUUUGGUAUGUUUUGAUGAGAGUGGAACAGCUUGCGGAGAUGAAGAAGAAUGUAGGAAUUGGGUUUGCGGAUGGGCUUGGGGAUGGGGUUGUGGAAAGGGUUGUGGAGGUGAAGAAGAAUGUGGGAAUCGGGCUUGGCGACGGGGUUGUGGAUGGGGAGGAGUUGGAUCAUGAGAUUGAUUUGGAUUUGUAUACGUAGAGUUUGAUGAUGUGAUCUGACGUUGGUGAAGGAGGUUAUAGAUUAAUUAGGUUAAGUAUGCUUUGUGUUAGAAACUUCGACUACUUGUCCCGUAUUUCCGGUCUCUUUUAUCCAAAUUGUUUACUACAGUCAACCAACAUACAUGAACUUGCCCUUUUCCCAAAACAUGAAUUGAACCACUAUCCAAUUGCAGAGAGCCAAGAAAGAGAUACUUUGCAUUGAAUAUGAUACG